GUGCACAUUUUAGCUGCAGGACAGGAAGUGUACGUCCGACGUUGCGAUGCACCGCCAAAAACCUGGGUAGUGUGCCUAUAAGCGGACAAAAAUUGCGAGCAUUCGUCGUAGAAAACGGAGAUCGAGGCGGAUUACCACGGUGCAGAAGGGCUGCGUCGACCGUUUGGUACCGAACGCUGAGCUACUCAGGCUAAUUUAGCAGUCGGUGGCGGCGAAUGGCUAGCGGCUAAUGCUAAGGAGAAACCGAGAGAGUCGCUUCCGUCGGUCAAGUCUAAAGAAAGAAAAGUUGAUAAAAACGAAAGAGCUGACCCACCAAAAAUAGAUAGGGAACGGUUCUACAAGCUGGAAUGAUUAAUGCUGCGCUCCAGAUAAUACAAAAACUGAGAUAAUAGUGAACUCUGUUCAAACGGUUACUGUUCUUUAAAAAAAUGCUGUAAACGAGGGAUGUCCAAAAUGUGGCUGGGGGCCAAUUUCGGUUGGCAACUUAUUAUAUUUUGUUAUAAAAAUAGAUGUUAUUGAUAUUAUUAGUACACAUAUUUGCUUUGUCAGCUAUACUGCAAAGCUUUGCAUGCAAACACAGUAUAUUGCCCUGCAUUAGAUUGGUUUUUAGCAUCUUUAAAGGUGCAGUUUUACUUUUUUUUUAACCAAAAAAAGCAUAUGUUACCAAUAGUGAUUCAAGAGAACAUAAUUAGGCAUUGUUUGUAAGUAAAAAUGGUUUCAAAAUCUAUUCAUUUAUAUAUACAUACAUUUUUAAAAAUCAUGUUUCAUAAAACUACAACCUAUUGUUAGUCAAAGAAAUAUGCAUAUUUAAGCAAAGUUUACGUAUGUUGGCUUAAGCAUUUUCAAGUAUAAAAAUGACUAAAUCAACUAAAAUGCAAAUACAGGGCAGCCAGAAGACGCAUUAAACGGCUCAUAACUUCAUACAAGGCACACUAUCGGCCGAUAGAUGAGACCAAACCAAUCAGAGCACGCUGUUCUUGGCCGCUGAUUAGCUCAGCCUCACGCAGCAUCCAGUCCCGCUUCGUUUCCCUCGCACGCGCCUCUGUCUCGCUAAGCAGCGGAAAUAUCUUUGUUCUUGUGUUUCUGAUUUAUGAGAAUUUUUAUGAAGUCCCACGAUGGCUCCUAAACACGCUGCCUCUUUUAAGCCUUUGGACAAUGAAACUAAGCGCCGUAGGAAGAUGCUUACCAUUCAGCAGAAGGUGAAACUCUUGGAUAUGAUCAAGGAUGGCAAGAAAAUCGUCGAGGUUGCCCGCCAUUAUGGCUUGAAUGAGUCCACCGUUCGCUCCAUCCGCAAGGAUGAAAAGAACAUCCGUGCAGCAGCUGCCGUCUCCUUCAACAAGGAGGCAAAGCGCGUCGCGACAAGCCGUAAUAAGUUCAUAAUGAUAACUGAGUCUGCCCUAGCAAUUUGGAUCAGCGAUAGCCGCAAGAAUAACGUCACGCUGAAUUCGCUGGUCAUCCGGGAGAAGGCUAGGCAGCUCUAUCAGCGCUUCACGGCAGACGAUCCUCAACCUGGACCCUCUUGUGCAACCUUCAAAGAUUUCACGGCGAGCAAGGGUUGGUUCGAGAAGUUCCAGAAGAGGUACCAGCUGAAGAGUGUCGUUCUCCACAGAGAAGCUGCCUCUGCGGACCAGUCUGCAGCAGAGGACUAUGUGAACAGCUUCCAGAACAUCCUUGAGGAGGGGAAUUAUCUUCCAGAACAGGUUUUCAAUAUGGAUGAAACAGGACUGUUCUGGAAAAGAAUGCCUUCCCGCACAUUCAUUUUCAAGGAUGAGGCCAAGGUCCAUGGCUUCAAGGCGUACAAAGACCGCGUGACUGUCGUUAUGUGUGGAAAUGCUGAGGGGUUUUUGCUCAAACCUGCCCUCAUCUACAAGGCCAAGAACCCGAGGGCCCUCAAGAAUAAAAACAAGAACCUGCUGCCAGUGCAUUGGAUGCACAAUGCCAACGGCAGGAUCACAAAGCAGCUGACAUCGGACUGGUUCCACAAGUGCUUCAUCCCCCAAGUCAAGCUGUAUCUCGUGGAGAAGGGACUCGAGUUUAAUGUCCUUCUCCUCAUGGACAAUGCUGAAGGUCAUGCCCAAGAACUGACCUAUGACGGUGUGCGGAUUGAGUUCCUUCCUCCCAACACCACUUCACUGAUCCAGCCCAUAGAUCAAGGUGUUAUUCGCACGUUCAAAGCCCUCUACACGCGAAACGCCCUGCAGCACCUCGUCGAAGCCAUGGAUCUUGAGGAGAACUUCUUGCUGAAGGACUGCUGGCGACAGUAUACGAUCGCAACCUGUCUGAAGAAUAUUCAUGUCGUGUUGAAGGACAUAAAGAUGGAGACCGUCAAUGCCAGCUGGAAAAAGCUGUGGCCUGAAAUUGUUCACGACAAUACAGGAUUCACCCCAGAGGAUAUAAGCAACUCGGCAGUGGUUAAGGCAGUAAGGCUAGCGCGGAUGCUGGGAGGAGAAGGUUUCGCGGAUAUGACCCGCAAUGACGUGGAUAAGCUGCUGGAGACGCAUUUGGAUCCCUUAACUGACGAGGAUUUGGUGGAGAUGGCAAAGUCUGCGAGUGAGGAGGAGGACGAGCAGCCAGAGGCUGCUGAGGACCAGGAGGAGGAAGCUGGCCUUACCCUUGAACGUCUCUCACAAGUCACAAGAGCCAUUAAGGAAGUUCAGGACAUGAUUGAUGAAUGGGACCCACAGAUGAUGCGUGCAUUGCGGUUCCAGAAUGCACUUGAUGGAGCGAUGGAACCCUACAAAGACCUUCUCACGCUGAUGAAAAAACAGCACCAGCAACUGCCUGUCUCGAUGCUCUUCAGCUGUGCACCCAGACACCCACUGCCUAGGCCUAGUCCUUCUGCUCAAGUGGUGCCUCUAGAGGAGCAGUAACCCUGCUUUUCUUUGCUGCGCAGUACAUCGCUUCAUCUUCAGUACUGCACAGCAGAUCAUCAUCAUCGAACAAGUUGCAGUGUUUUUACAGACAGAACAGCUGUGACAGCUAAGGUGUCUCUCCCUCCCAAGGAGCAGGUCUACAACGUACUUACAAGGUAAGUGAAUUUGGAUUUGUUCUGUUCGUUUUAUGUGGCUGUGUGAAAUGGACAAAUUGGAAUGAAACAAUGAAAUGAGAUGAACGGAGUGUGAACUUCAGUACUGGUACUUUUAUAAUGCACGUGUUUUAUCAAUUUAAGCUAUCAUUUCAGAUGCCUAGCAGCCUGCCAAAAAGCUUCAACAUGGAUGGCGCAAAAAGAAAAGUACCACCACCCCAAAAGCUGGGGAUGGAAGAAAGUCUUCUACAUGUGUUUGAAAGGUUUGCACCAUACGAUUGCACCAUGUAUACAUGACAGGAGCAUGACUGAUUUGAAGCAUGAGUAAUUAUCUGACUAUGCUUUGACUAUUAAUUGUAACUGAUGCUGCUGUUAGUACGAUGAUGAUGGUGGCCUGGUUUUGAAGAGGCUGUUCUCCAGUCCCAUGGGCGUGCAACUGAGGCAGCUGUUAAGGAUGCCACAAUGAACACAGUUCACAAUGCUCCAGGCACAAGGACAAAUAAUGUGAACAGUACUUAGUGCAGUGGAGGAUAAUGUGCACCGUAAGAACAUUUGCACAUGCUGUUUUACUUGGAUUACUAACUUGAGGUUUGAGUGACUUUAAUGUGGGCUUUGCUACCUCAUUUUGUUGGCCCGAUAUGCUUGUGGUCAUUAUUGGCACGUCUUUUUUUAAAAUACUGAACUUUCCCAGUUGUACAAAUAUUGUUGCAAAUGUCUGGAAUUAAAGUAUUGCAUAGUCUUGUA
Dunckerocampus dactyliophorus (ringed pipefish) is the source of this 3769-nucleotide messenger RNA. Its product is annotated as tigger transposable element-derived protein 1-like. Gene Ontology annotation, cellular component: nucleus. NCBI's taxonomy places the organism in Eukaryota, Metazoa, Chordata, Actinopteri, Syngnathiformes, Syngnathidae. Gene Ontology annotation, molecular function: DNA binding. The record is from RefSeq and is a predicted model, not a curated record. Bases 1116 to 2870 code for a protein of 584 amino acids. The transcript has 2 exons.